UUUAAAGCCAAAGCGCAUCGCGGGAGUGAGGAAGUGACAGGCUAGUGCAUAAGCGGUGAGCAGUUGCUAGUAUCCGGUUAGUCUGUUUUAAUGGCUAAAGUGGAAAUCGCCCCUUUGAGAGACUGGGAUGAUUUCUAUCCAGGCUCAGAGCGCUUCGCCAGACCAGACACGCGAGAUUUGGCGAAAUGGAACAACAGAGUGGUCAGCAACCUCCUGUAUUAUCAAACAAACUAUCUGGUGGUGGCAAUCGUUGUAUUCCUGAUUGUAGGGUUCAUGAACCCUGUGAGCAUGUUCACGGGUGCAGUAGUGAUCGCUUCUGUCUUCAUUGGUUCUGUAUGGGCAGGGGAGAACAAGGCAAUCAUCAAAAGAUUCAAGAAGGAGAACCCUGCCUUGUUUGUUUUCCUGGUGAUGGUCGUGAGCUACUUCCUCAUGUCACUCUUCGGUGGAGUUAUGGUAUUCCUGCUUGGAAUCAAGCUGCCACUUCUGUUGAUCUUUGCACAUGCAUCGCUUCGCUUACGGAACAUCAAAAACAAACUGGAGAAUAAGAUGGAGAGCGCUGGACUCAAGAAGUCACCCAUGGGGAUCAUACUUGAAGCAUUGGGUCAACAAGAAGAGAACUUCAGUAAAAUUCAAGACAUUCUGGAGAGCAAACUGAAGAAUGAACUCUGUCAAUAGUGCCUUUCUCACCAAUACAUGAAGGAACUGCUUUCAGCUGGCACAAUUUGUGAAAUCCACUCCGUUUCUUCCAACAUGUGUAUUUGGCAAAAAAGAAAAAAAAUAUAUAUAUUUUUUCUCUCCUCAGUGUUUUCUGUAAAGGGAUGAACAAAUUGUAUUAAAAAAAACGAGUGUUUAUAAUGUUUGUUUACAUCUCAGGUCAAAUGUAAGAGGAUGCAAUUCAAAUCGUCUUUCAAAGAUCUUUUCUUUCUAUGACCUGUUGGGUAAUGUGUCAUAUGUGUGCAUAAUGAGUUCUUUUCUUUCAAAAUACAUACAUUCUUACAUUAAGAAAAUUUAAAGUAUAACAUAAGAUAUCAUCUGGUUUAUAAGAUUUAACAUCUCCGAUUUUUCUGCAGUGUGAUGAUGGAACUGGAAUUCUACUAAUAAUGAGGUACAAUACUUGGUUGAAGAAUCGCUUCUGUUUGUUGUUUAUGUGAACUUUAUUAAACAUCAUAUUGCUGUUGCAACUGCUUUGUAAAAGCAAUUAGCAAUUUGAGUCCUGCACUACAAUGAUUUACCAUAGGAAAGGGAGUUAUAGACACUCCAGGUUUUUUGCAUCAUGCCUAAGAUCAUCCCUUACCUUUGGUAAAUUACUGUAAUGCACUGCAAUGUUUUAUUGUCACCUAUUAGGUAAAACAAGUCAUAUGUGAAUGUCCUGUGAUGCUAUACUCCUAAAUCUAUGCAAAAAGUGUUAAUAAAGUCACAUUUUGGUA
Ctenopharyngodon idella (grass carp) is the source of this 1427-nucleotide messenger RNA. It is a transcript of the gene arl6ip5a, whose product is annotated as ADP-ribosylation factor-like 6 interacting protein 5a. Gene Ontology annotation, biological process: negative regulation of transport. Gene Ontology annotation, cellular component: membrane. NCBI's taxonomy places the organism in Eukaryota, Metazoa, Chordata, Actinopteri, Cypriniformes, Xenocyprididae. Bases 91 to 675 code for a protein of 194 amino acids. The record is from RefSeq and is a predicted model, not a curated record. The transcript has 3 exons.